Gamsiella multidivaricata is the source of this 659-nucleotide messenger RNA. Its product is annotated as histone-fold-containing protein. Gene Ontology annotation, biological process: nucleosome assembly. Gene Ontology annotation, cellular component: nucleosome. The record is from RefSeq and is a predicted model, not a curated record. Gene Ontology annotation, molecular function: protein heterodimerization activity; DNA binding; structural constituent of chromatin. NCBI's taxonomy places the organism in Eukaryota, Fungi, Mortierellomycota, Mortierellomycetes, Mortierellales, Mortierellaceae. The transcript has a single exon. Bases 4 to 414 code for a protein of 136 amino acids.
AAUAUGCCACCAAAGCCCGUUGCUGAGAAGAAGCCCUCCACCGGAGGCAAGGCCCCCGCCAAGACCGCUGCCUCUUCCGAGAAGAAGGAGCGCAAGACCAAGUCCGAGGGUGGCAAGGGACGCAAGAAGGCCCGCUCCGAGACCUACUCCUCCUACAUCUACAAGGUUUUGAAGCAGGUCCACCCCGACACCGGUAUCUCCAACAAGGCCAUGUCCAUCCUCAACUCGUUCGUCAACGACAUCUUCGAGCGCAUCGCCGGCGAGGCCUCCAAGCUCGCUGCCUACAACAAGCGUUCGACUAUCUCCUCGCGCGAGAUCCAGACCGCCGUCCGCUUGAUCCUCCCUGGUGAGCUCGCCAAGCACGCUGUCUCUGAGGGUACCAAGGCCGUCACCAAGUACACUUCCUCCAAGUAAAGGAUUGACCUGUGCUCGGCGUGUUUCAUCGACUCUCACCCGCCAACAACCCUCCGGUCCUGUGCGCCCUUGAACGACAACCUGUUUUAUAAUUCCCGACCAUCCAGCUCGCUCGUUUGUUUAAUAAGCCAAUGUCAUCCACUGACGUUCAGGAAGUCCAGACCGCGUAUUUCUCUUUGCUUCAUCCAAUUGUACAUCAUAGCCAGCUUUCUUUUUGUAGAAACAAUAAAACUAAAUCCAAAGCA